AUGUACCAUGACCUCAAGAGGUACUAUCAUUGGGUCGGGAUGAAGAGAGAUGUAGCAUUGGGUUGCGAAGUGCAACACUUGUGCCUUGGUGAAGGCAGAGCAUCAGGUUCCGGGUGGUCUUUUGCAGAGUUUACCCAUUCCAGAGUGGAAGUGGGACAUGAUUACGAUGGAUUUCGUGGUUGGACUACCUGUUUCAGGACUUUCGAUGCUAUCUGGGUGAUUGUGGAUCGGUUGACUAAGUCCGCACAUUUCUUGGCCAUCAAGAAGACAGAUGGAGCUGCUGUUUUGGCUAGGAAGUUUGUGCGAGAGAUUGCAGAGAUGGGCACUAAGGUGCAUUUGAGUACAGCUUAUCAUCCGCAGACAGAUGGUCAGUCAGAGAGGACUAUUCAGACUUUGGAGGAUUUGCUGAGGAUGUGUGUGUUGGAUUGGGGUGGCCAGUGUAACAUCCGUAGCCCUUUUUCUGGAGUUUUGGAGGUUGCGUCGGGCGACUCAAGGUGGGCGUCGGUCGACGCAACAAUUGCAAAAUCGACCCAUUUCAAUUUAAGUCCGGUUUUGGCCGGUUUAGGGCCUGAAAACCCUGAUUUCGAGUUUAAAGAAGGAGCAGCCGUUUUUCUUCCUCACUUGGUCGUUUUGCGAAAAGGAGAAGUUCAUGAGGAGAGUUGGGCGAUUUUGGAGAGAUUUGGGGUGUUCUUGGGCGAAUCUGAGGCGGAUCUGUUGAUGUUCUUUGUUGCUUCAUCUCUCUUUCCUCUUUCAAAUCCGUUUUCAAGGUGA
Messenger RNA from Microthlaspi erraticum, 771 nucleotides. NCBI's taxonomy places the organism in Eukaryota, Viridiplantae, Streptophyta, Magnoliopsida, Brassicales, Brassicaceae. The record is from the annotation of a GenBank genome assembly.